Molecule: messenger RNA, 837 nt
Organism: Cyphellophora attinorum
Lineage: Eukaryota; Fungi; Ascomycota; Eurotiomycetes; Chaetothyriales; Cyphellophoraceae
Product: U1 snRNP-associated protein
Exons: 2
Coding region: 1-837 (278 amino acids)
Biological process (GO): mRNA splice site recognition
Cellular component (GO): U1 snRNP; U2-type prespliceosome
Molecular function (GO): mRNA binding
Source: RefSeq, a predicted model, not a curated record
AUGGCUGCCGAACAGCGCAAGCUGCUCGAGCAGCUCAUGGGCGACUCCUUUAACGGCCUCUCCGCCUCCAGAACCGCCAACUUGACGCUCACCUCUUCCUCCGUCUGCCGCUCCUACCUCUGCGGCACAUGCCCACACGACCUCUUCACCAACACAAAACAAGAUCUAGGCCCUUGCCCCAAACACCACCCCGAGAACCUCAAAAUAGAAUACGACGCCCUUCCCGAAGCCGAAAGCGCUCGCACGGCUUCGACGCAACGGCGGCUGGAAAAGACGCCAGAUGAGAUUCGGCAGACCAAUGCGCUGCUCAAGACUAUCUCCGACCUCUCGAAAACUAUCAACACAGGCCUCCUCGAGAUCUCCGUCCUGGGCGAAACAGGGUCCGUGAGCCUAGCAUGUACCGAAUUCUACAAAGUGCGCACAGCGAAGCUAGCAAAGGAACAAGCGGAGCGCGACCUCAAGAGUCUAGCGGACACGAGCGGACCGUCUGGACAUCAAAAGCUGCAGGUGUGCGAUGUAUGUGGGGCAUAUUUGAGCAGACUGGACAACGAUCGACGUUUAGCAGAUCAUUUCUACGGGAAGAUGCAUUUAGGGUACGCGCAGAUGCGGAAGACUUAUGAGGCCUUGCAAAAGGAGCUGAAGACUAGAGGUCCGCCGCCGCCGAGGAAGUUUGAUGAUGAGCCGAGUGGGCCGAGAGGGUAUGGUGAUGGUGAUGACUGGGGAAGGGGUCGUGGAGGCGGGUAUGGUCGUGGUGGGGGCUACGGAGGCGGCGGUGGACGGUUUGGUGGAGGCGGCGGAGGUGGUGGCUUCAGGGGUAGAGGACGGGGUCGGUGGUAG